AUUUUAUUUAUUUUAUUUUGUUUAAUUUUUUUUCUUUUUUUCAUGUUGACAAAGCAUCAAUGAUUAGAAUAAAUCAACAAAAAAAAAAGAAGAAACAACUAAAGACACGAGAAAUCAAUAAAGAUGAACGAAAGACAUACAAAUUAGAGGAUAUUAUUCGAAUACCACUUGGAUUAUUAUGCAAUCAAAAAUACUUUUGGCAUUUGACCACGAUUUUCUUAUUGGGAGAAUUUGUAUUGAGUACAUUGAUAAUUCAUCAAGUUAGAUACACUGAAAUUGAUUGGAAGGCAUAUAUGCAAGAGGUAGAAGGGUUUUUAAAUGGUGAACGUAAUUAUAUAAAUCUAAAAGGCGAUACAGGACCACUUGUAUACCCUGCCGGGUUUGUUUAUGUCUAUUCGUUAUUAUACUAUGUAACAAACAAAGGUCAGAAGAUCCGACUAGCACAAUAUAUUUUUGAAGGCAUUUACUUGGCUAGCCAGUUCGUUGUAUGUGCAAUUUAUCGACAAUCAAAGAAAGUACCACCUUAUGUUAUAUUAUUACUAGGAUGCUCAAAGAGAUUCCAUUCCAUCUUUUUACUAAGAUGUUUCAAUGAUCCAGUGGCUAUGCUAUUUAUGUUUGGAUGCAUUUUAGCUAUGACAUAUCGACGCUGGACAUUAAGUACCCUAUUGUUUAGUAUAGCACUCUCUAUUAAGAUGAAUGUAUUACUAUUCUUUCCAGCUUUUGGUAUCAUUCUAUGGCAAGCAUUAGGGGCUUACAAGACAAUGGGUCAAUUGGGGUUGAUUGUAUUGAUACAAGGCAUGUUAGCUUACCCUUUUAUAGCUGAGUAUCCAGUAUCCUAUUUCUCUAAAGCAUUUGAAUUUAGUCGUAUAUUUGACUAUCAAUGGACAGUGAACUGGAGAAUGAUGUCUGAAGAAACAUUUGUUUCAGAAUGGUUUUCCAAGCAACUAUUAUAUGGACAUGCUUUAACAUUAUUGAUGUUUAUUAUAUUUAUUUGGUGUGAGCCUAAAGGAGGGUUAAUAUAUGUAUUUAAACAAGGAUUCUCUGGUCACUAUAGAAAUUUGGUAUCAUUAUCAAAUGAUGAAAUCAUAUCAAUGAUGUUUACUAGUAAUUUUAUUGGUAUUAUCUUUUCGAGGUCUUUACAUUACCAGUUCUAUUCAUGGUAUUUUCAAACACUUCCUUAUCUUUUAUGGCAAUCAUCCUGGCAAACGACAGGAAGAUUAACAUCAACUGCAAGAAUUUUGAUUUUUGUUACUAUUGAAGGGUGCUGGUUAACAUUUCCUUCAACAGUGAAAAGCUCUUGGACACUUAUUGCUUGUCAUCUUUUGAUUCUUUUUGGAGUAUAUGGUAAUGCUCCUGGAGCUGAUUAUAAAAUGCCGUCAUUAUUAGUACAAUAAUAGAUAUAUACAUGUACAACUUAAAGAAGGAGUAAUAUAAUAUAAAUUAAAUAUACAGAUUCUAAUAAAUCAUUGUUAUAUAAAA
Molecule: messenger RNA, 1479 nt
Organism: Cokeromyces recurvatus
Lineage: Eukaryota; Fungi; Mucoromycota; Mucoromycetes; Mucorales; Mucoraceae
Product: glycosyltransferase family 58 protein
Exons: 5
Coding region: 60-1394 (444 amino acids)
Cellular component (GO): endoplasmic reticulum
Molecular function (GO): dol-P-Man:Man(5)GlcNAc(2)-PP-Dol alpha-1,3-mannosyltransferase activity
Source: RefSeq, a predicted model, not a curated record